Molecule: messenger RNA, 3396 nt
Organism: Frieseomelitta varia
Lineage: Eukaryota; Metazoa; Arthropoda; Insecta; Hymenoptera; Apidae
Gene: Gprk2
Product: G protein-coupled receptor kinase 2
Exons: 6
Coding region: 1846-3282 (478 amino acids)
Biological process (GO): regulation of signal transduction; protein phosphorylation; signal transduction
Cellular component (GO): cytoplasm
Molecular function (GO): ATP binding; G protein-coupled receptor kinase activity
Source: RefSeq, a predicted model, not a curated record
GCACGUGCGGCGUCGGGUGGAGGCGUCGUUCUCCGGGUGUCCCGACAUGUCCCCUCCACCUAACCUCCUCAUCCGUGGCGGUGCAUCGCGGCUCGCGAAGGAGCAUGCCAGCCAGUCGGUUUUUAUCCAGCGGAUGGGACGGUGUGUGGCGGUCUGGCGCGAGUGGCAGCGGGUUCAUACGAUCGGACACAGUGCGAACCGUCCCUGGCUCCGUUCGUUACACGAAAGGAACGCGUCCGCGGCUGUAUUCGUCUGAGAGACUCGAGGGAGGCGUGUCGUGCGCGUGUGUCGGUCCCCGAACGAGACAGACCGAGUGCGUGGUGUACAACCAGCGGCCAGGGAAGAUCGAAGCUAUCAGCGGAGGUGCAGGCGCUUGUCGGCCAUUGCGCUUUCUUCGUGUCGCUGUUACGACCGCGCGGUGCUCUGCUAUCGGUGCGUGUUGCGUUAUACCGGGUGUGCUGAAUGCCGUAACCUGAGGCCUCCCUUCUCUGCAGCAGCGGCCAGCCUCUACCCCCCGUCGUGAAGAAACCAUCAACGUGCACAUCGGGGAGAUCGAUGCAAGGAGGAAUACAUUAAACGGAGCGACUCGUCCGCACGGAGGGAGAUUUACAAAUAGAAAACGACUCUCGACUUCCGUCAAAUUUGUGUUUCUAAUACACAGAGGAAAAAGUGAGAGAGACUUUGUGCUAUUGUAUAUCUGGUGGCAGUCAGCAGCCGAUGCAUUUUGUAUUAAACUAGCAAUAGAAAGAAACUAUAGAAAGAAAGGAAGAAACGACGGUGGAUGUGUGUUCUCGAGGCAGAAUUCGACGACGACGAUCGAAGAGCGACGAUCGAAGCCGCGCGAAGUUGAAAGAGGAAUCCCAGCGGAUGCGCAGGCAUCUCCCGCGCGAUCGUUAAAGUGAAAGGCGCUGCUGGCUGCUACGUGCACGCGCCGAGACCACGCGUGACAUUUUUACGAUGGCGCGUUAACGCGCCGUUGCGACACAACGGUGUCUCUUCUCGCGCGCGAUCUCCUCUCCCGUUUGAUAUUUAAAAGGGGACACGGCCGGCACGGAACUCUCUGUUGGAGAUAGAGAGUGAGAGGGAGGGACGCGAGAGUGGCAUCCUGAUCCGAGCUGUAACGUUGUUCAGUCACAGGGUGAAAGAGCAACGGAGAGUAGACUUAUUCGUCGCGAACACAGAAAAAGAGAGAGAGAGAGAGAGAGAGAGAAGAUCGCCAUGCGGACACGCGUCUAGAUCCACAAUAACGGAAGAGAGGAAGAGUUCAGGUGUUCCUCCUGAGAGAAAAAGAGAAAGAGGCAUCCUUGACCCUGGGUUCGUGCACCGUGAAUCAAGGAAAUCGACACGGGAUACGAGUGAAAAGUCCGGUUUCGUGCAACCCGUUUGCGCACGCACGCACACACACACACACACACGCACAUACAUAUACACGUGUAUAUAGAUUCUGUGGCGGGAAACGUCGGUUUUUGACCGGCAGAGGGGGCCAACGAACCCGAGCCGACUCUCCCGAUAGGUGGUGUCAGCGCGAAACGGCGCGGGACGACCUCGAACCUCGAAAACAUCUCUCUCGUUGGCUCGGCUCGAGCAACUGGUCCAGCAGCUUGUAAAAGACGUCCUUCCUGUUGUCCUUGGUCCUCGUCGAGGGGGGACCGACCGGCCCUGGUGGUGUCCUGGGGCCGCAGAUGGGAGCUGGCCUGCCGGUGCCCGACAGGGUGAUCAACCCCGGAAAACCGUACCAGCCGUCCGGACUUCCGCUCGUCGCCCACGUUCUCCCCCCUCCUGCUCGUCGCCCGCCAGGCUUCUCUCCGUCGACUCGGCCGCGUAAACUCGAUCAAGCUGGAAUUGAUGGAGUUGGAGAACAUCGUGGCGAACACUGUGUACCUGAAAGCGAGAGAAGGCGGUGGUGACAGUAACAAGGGUAAGAGUAAAAAAUGGCGAAAGAUACUCCAGUUUCCACACAUCUCCCAGUGCAUCGGCCUAAAAGAUAAGUUAGACAUCAGGUACAGCUAUGUGGUGGAUCAACAGCCGAUCGGUAGGCUAUUGUUCAGGCAAUUCUGCCAGGACAAGAAGCCGUCCUACCAUCGGUACAACCUCUUUCUGGACGCGAUCGAGAAGUACGAGAUCGAGAUGGAUGAGAAUCGGACCGAGCUGGCCAAGGACCUAUUCGAGCAAUACCUGAAGAGAGAGGGCUCCGAGGUCGUCGACAUCCUAAACGACUCUUUGAUCGCCCAGUGUGAGGAGAGACUCGGCACCGGCGGCAAGGAGCUCUUUGUCGAGAUCGCGCAGACCGUGAAAAACUUCCUGGCCGGCGAGCCUUUUUCAGCUUUCCAAACCAGCUUUUAUUUCUACAGGUACCUUCAAUGGAAGUGGCUGGAGGCGCAGCCGGUCACGUACAAGACGUUCCGCAUGUACAGAGUGCUGGGAAAGGGUGGAUUCGGCGAGGUGUGCGCCUGCCAGGUGCGAGCGACCGGCAAGAUGUACGCGUGCAAGAAACUGGAGAAGAAACGGAUCAAGAAACGAAAGGGCGAGGCGAUGGUGCUCAUCGAGAAGAACAUACUCCAAAAGAUCAACUCCAAGUUCGUCGUUUCGCUGGCGUACGCCUACGAGACCAAGGACGCGCUCUGCCUGGUCCUGACGAUCAUGAACGGUGGAGACUUGAAGUUCCACAUCUACAACAUGGGCGGUGAGCCUGGCUUCGACAUCAAUCGCGCCAGGUUCUACGCGGCGGAGGUUGUCUGCGGCUUGGAGCACUUGCACCUGCAGGGUAUAGUUUACAGAGAUUGCAAGCCGGAGAACAUACUGCUGGACGAUCACGGCCACGUGAGGAUAUCCGACCUUGGUCUGGCGGUGGAGAUCACGGAGGGUGACAUGGUCACGGGGAGAGUGGGCACCGUUGGUUACAUGGCCCCGGAGGUGAUCGACAACGAGAAGUACACGUUCUCGCCGGACUGGUUCAGCUUCGGGUGUCUGUUGUACGAGAUGAUCGAGGGCCAGGCCCCGUUUCGCGCGCGAAAGGAGAAGGUGAAGCGUGAGGAGGUGGACAGGAGGGUGAAGGAAGAUCAGGAAAGGUACUCGACCAAGUUCACCGAGGAGGCGAAGAGCCUCUGUCAGCAGCUGUUGAAGAAGAGCCCGAAGAACAGGCUCGGCUGCAAGUGCGGCCGACACGGCGCCAAGGAAGUAAAGUUGCACAGCUUUUUUCAGUGCUUGAACUGGAAGAGGGUCGAGGCCGGUAUGUGGGAACCGCCGUUUGUCCCGGAUGUGACCCCACGCGGUGUACGCUAAGGACGUGCUGGACAUCGAGCAGUUCUCCACAGUGAAAGGUGUCAAUUUAGAUGCAACCGAUGACACGUUUUAUAGCAAAUUCAACACCGGCAGCGUGUCCAUCCCGUGGCAGAA